CGGCGCUUCAGCUUCAUCAUACGAAAGCCUGUCCAGUGUACAUGGAUUUGCUGACAUCGAAAAUAUGGUCCCAGUGCGUUCGAGUUGACUGCGCUUGAAUCUCUCCCAUGCAACUCAGUCGUUGAAGGAUUCUCGACGCAAUGCGGCUCUGUGAUGCGGCGGCCACACCAUACCUUCUCAAGGUCGCCGGCGUCCACGCCAAGCUCCUUUUAUCCACGACCUCAGACAUAUCGGGCGUAUUCACCCCCAUUCUUCUCUUCUCACGCCUGGAACCCCACAGACAUACACUCUCAGCUCGAUCUUUCGCAGGGCUAUUCGGGCCGCGUUCGUCACCCACCUUCCUUUCCUCCCCUCCUUUCUUGCCAUGUCGUUCGAGGAGAAACCAUUGGGGGAGAAGGCUAUCCCUCGCGAUGAUCUCGUCUCGGAAGUGGAUGAAACUCAGUACGCCGAGAUUCUCCGGCGUCAUGGCCGGCUGGACUUGGUACCCAUGCCGUCGGACUCGCCAGUAGACCCGCUCAACUGGCCCUCAUGGAAGAAGAACAUCUUGUUGUUCAUCGUCAGUUUCCAUGCCGCCCAAGGACCACUCGGUGCAGCAAUCAUCAUUCCGGCCUUCCAAGAGUUCGUAGAGGAUCUUGGGGUCACUCUUGUAGAAGCGCCUUACUCGGUAUCGAUCGAGAUUCUCUUCAUGGGCGUUUCACUCCUUGCAUGGGCACCACUUUCGGAGCGCAUAGGGCGUCGACCAGUCUACCUCAUCUCCGCUCUGCUCUCCGCCGUUUUCGCCUUAGGAGGUGCAUACACCAACUCGUGGGGUGCUCUUAUCACUACGCGUAUCUUCCAGUCCAUCUUCAUUGCCCCAGCUCUUAGCAUUGGAGCGUCAACGGUCGAUGAGUUGUUCUUUUCGUAUCAGAGGGGACAAAAGAUGGGCAUAUGGGUUCUUUUUGUAACUAUUGGGCCUAUCAUUGGGCCCUUGAUCUCCGGUUACCUCGUGCAAAACAAGGGAUGGCGCUCAGCUUUAUUCCUUCUGGCAGCCAUUCAUCUAGGCAUCUUCUUCGCUCACUUCAUCCUCGGGCCUGAAACCCUCUUCUUGGAUCGCACUGCGCCCGGCCAGCCAUACAACCAAGACGAGGUAGCGAAGCGCACGGACUGGCGCUCCUUCUAUACCCUCCGUGUUUUUUCGACCCGAAAGUAUCAGACGUCUGAGUUUUUCAGGCCCGUUAUUAUGAUUACCCGGCCGGUCGUGCUCCUCCCCACCCUAGCCUAUUCUAUCACGUACACGUACACCAACGUGCUUAUGACUAUAUUCGUACCCCAGCUGUUUGGCGCCGCUUUCGGUCUUACGCCCGGUCAGAUCGGAUUACAGUUCAUUGCAUUGCUAAUCGGUUCGCUUCUUGGCGAGCUGGUCGCUGGUCGGGGUAGCGACGCUUUCGUCAACUGGCGGGCCCGACGACGUGUGGCUGCUCGCGACCAAGUCAGCGAAGCAGAUACCAAUAUUGAGGGUCAAAAGGAAAGCGUGGUUGAACCCGUUUGGCACCCUGAAGACCGUCUUAUGCUGGCUCCUCCGGGGUUCAUCAUUGCCAUUGUAGGCUUCAUGAUUUGGGGUGUGCAGCUGCAAGACUCUACGGGCGGAAAGUGGAACGUUACUCCAGAUGUCGGGUCUGCGAUAGCGCUUUUCGGUCUCCAACUCAUCACCACGGUUUGCGUCACGUACUCUAUCGAGUCGUAUCGUUCCGAAACCUCGGACGUGUCGGUAUUCAUCUCGCUCGUGAGACAGCUCUAUGCAUUUGUCGCCCCAUUCUAUCUCUCCAUCGCAUAUACAAACUUGGGUGACAUAAGGGCUUCGGGACUAUUCUCCGGCAUCAUCGGUCUCGCUAUGUUCAUGACGCUUGCGUGUAGCAUAUGGGGACCCUAUUGGCGUUCACUCUCAUAGGUCUCCGUCCGCGAGACCAUCAAAAUACAAGAGAGCCCUCCUUGUACGAUAUCGCAGCUGUAUGCAGUUAAUGAGUCUUCGCGUAUUUGCG
Messenger RNA from Coniophora puteana RWD-64-598 SS2, 2018 nucleotides. Its product is annotated as MFS general substrate transporter. Gene Ontology annotation, biological process: transmembrane transport. Gene Ontology annotation, molecular function: transmembrane transporter activity. The record is from RefSeq and is a predicted model, not a curated record. The coding region runs from base 365 to 1927 and encodes 520 amino acids. Lineage: Eukaryota; Fungi; Basidiomycota; Agaricomycetes; Boletales; Coniophoraceae. The transcript is spliced from 13 exons.